Coregonus clupeaformis (lake whitefish) is the source of this 1044-nucleotide messenger RNA. Its product is annotated as solute carrier family 66 member 3. The coding region runs from base 129 to 758 and encodes 209 amino acids. The record is from RefSeq and is a predicted model, not a curated record. The transcript has 7 exons. NCBI's taxonomy places the organism in Eukaryota, Metazoa, Chordata, Actinopteri, Salmoniformes, Salmonidae.
GAAAAAUGCUCAACCACCUGUCAAAUUCUCUAGGGUAGACUCACUACACACUGUCAAGUCAAUCCGGCAGCUAACGGGAGUGAUUGGAGACUACAAGUGUCCUUCUUUUUACCCAAUACUAAGACAAUAUGCUAACCUCACCCGUAGACGACUCGAACAUUUUGUUCCACUUAUUAAAUUACAGUACAUUCUGCUUGUGCUUAGUGUCUAAAGUCCCGUCAAUUGUUCUCGUAGCAAGAGCGAAGUCCUCCAAGGGAUUCAGCCUGAAGGGCUUGCUGUUGGAGUUGACUGGGUAUGUUGUGUUUGUCACCUACCAGAUUCACCAUGCUGCACCAUCUUCCACGUUCCUGGAGUACCCGAUACUUAUUGCCCAAGACACCGUCCUGCUUCAGCUCAUCCUCUAUUACAAUGGGAAAGCCAAGCACAGCUUGAUCUACAUUGCACUAUUUGUAGGGGGAUGGAAACUUGUCACACUACAAGAUUGGAUCAUUGAUCUGGCUAUGAGCCUCUGUACCUUGAUCAGUGCCAGCAGUAAGUUUGCUUCCGCCCAGUGCCUGUACCAGUCCAAGGACUCCUCCGGGGUCAGUGCCCUCGCCUGGAGCAUCUCCUGCUACACCUGCCUGGCGAGGAUGUUCACUACAAUCAUGACAACAGCAGACAUACAAGUUCUUACCCGGUUUGCGGUCUUGUCAUCGCUCAAUGGAUUUGUGCUGGCCAUGAUAUUCCACUACAGAAGAGAUGUCAAAAAAGUGGAAUGAGCUUUGGAGACGAGAGUCUGUCAGUCACCUGGGUUAUGCUCUUCAGGCACCAAACGGAAGAACACGGAAUGAAACAGGGAGGGACUAACUGGAAAAUGUUUUCUAUCAUGUGCCCUUAAUGAAUAUGUCCCUGACUUGUGAAACCACUAACAAUGUCUUACCCACUGGUCUUUUGGUCCCAGAACAUGGUAUUCGGGCAACCUAUAGAAAAAAAAGUCUUAACUUUUCCAAAGCAAAAUGAUGGGCAAUACAAGUACACACACAAUAAAGAAUAUUCUCCGUCUUA